ACCGUUUGAUCUCAAAUUAACGGUAUAUUAUGCAUUCCUGCGUGAAAUUGUGGCAUUCCCUAAUGCCGGAAUCCAGAUCCUACAUAGUUUUUCUUAUUUUAUUUUAAUUUGUAUAUGCAAUGUGUGACACUUGAAGAGGAGACAGGUGUCGUCGUCAUUGAUCUUACGUGGCAACUAGUGAUGUUGUGUUGUCCAGCUACGUGUUGGCGCAAAGAUACAUGCAUUCUCCACCGCCAAUAGCUUCUUUGCUUUUAUAAACAACAACAACAACAACGUUAAUAGUACUAGCUAGCUAACUCUUGUGUUUAAGGUAGAAGAACAAACAACAAUCAAUCAAUUUGUGAAGAACAAACAACGUUGUUUGAAAGAAAAUGGCGGGAGUGCAAAUAAAAGACGAGCAUGGAAACCCGAUUAAACUUACUGAUCAAUUUGGUAAUCCAGUUAAGUUAACCGAUGAACAUGGCAACCCUAUCACCCUCACCGGUGUAGCAACCACUGCCACAGCCACGACCACUACUCAUAAUCCAACUGCAGGUUCAGCUGGUUUUGGAACUUACGGUACCGGUGCUUAUGGUGGCGGUGCAACCACACACCCAACAACAACAGUGGCAGAUCUAUUGUCCACCGAACCUGCAAGCAAACAGCAUCUCCAUCGCACCGAUCAGGUUGCUGGAGGAGGGCAUCAUCGCUCCUCCAGUUCAAGCUCUAGCUCUUCGGAGGAUGAUGGACAAGGUGGGAGGAGGAAGAAGAAGGGAGUGAAGGAUAAAGUGAAGGAGAAGAUUCCAGGAGUGGGAGGCAAGGACCAUAAUUCACAGACAACCACAGCUCCGGCGGCUGCAACGGCAACUCAUCACUCAGCUGAGCCAACUCAUGAGAAGAAGGGUAUACUUGAUAAGAUCAAAGAAAAAUUGCCUGGUCACCACAACCACUGAACCUAUCCUAUAGCUAUUUUCUAUGUGCUCGUUUUGUACGUAACUAUUAUGUUAUGUUGUUUGUGUUUAUGAUUGAUUAGUUUUAUACAUUGUACUAAUUAAUCAUUAAUAACUAAACUAGUUAAAUUAGUUAUCAUGUUAUGUGAACACUAUGUAUGUCUAUGUGAUUUCACCAUCUUGUGAUUUAUGUACGGUAUACUAGUAUUAUUAUGUAAAAAGAAUUAAUAU
This is a messenger RNA of Trifolium pratense (red clover), 1160 nucleotides long. RefSeq names its product late embryogenesis abundant protein-like. The record is from RefSeq and is a predicted model, not a curated record. The transcript is spliced from 2 exons. Bases 372 to 932 code for a protein of 186 amino acids. Gene Ontology annotation, biological process: response to water. NCBI's taxonomy places the organism in Eukaryota, Viridiplantae, Streptophyta, Magnoliopsida, Fabales, Fabaceae.